CCAGAACAGUUUAGCAAUCGAUAGGACUUUCUGGGAUGGGAAAAUGAUCCAAUGAUAGGAAAUUAUAGUUGCAAGACAAAUAUAUGGGGCAUGUGAGUUAUAAUGUUCCAACUUGCUGUAAUAACCCGCUUUGGCAUUGGCUACGAACCGUUUUUACCUUCAUUCAAUAUUGCGGGUGCACCGCCGAAGGGCGUUAGUUACGGCUUAAACUUAGAACCUUUUCCCUAUAGUGAAUCCCUUAAAGGCUUGAUAUUUUCAUGUCUCUAUGAGGAUCCACGGUUCAGGCCGUCACCUUUGGAAUUGAGAACUGAAGUAGCUAGAGGGUUGAAGGUUGCUAUUGCCAAUGGUGGGACGGUGGAUCCCUGGGACUAUUUUCACCCGCCAGUUGUCGCACCGGCACCUCCAGCCGAGCCUCCCGUAGUUCCACCUCCCGCAGUUCCGCCUCCCGCAGUUGCGCCUGAGCCACCUCCACCGAUUGUCACGCCUGCACCAAUGCCACUUAUACCAUCCACUUGCCAACAUAUUUUCAAGCAAGGCGACAAUAGUGGUAAGAAGUGUGGAGCGAGCUGUAUGACUUUUCGAGACGUGAUCAAUGCCGGCAAUCAGCGCUGUCAGAGGCAUCCUCGAGAUCGGUUUCCCUAGAUAAAAUUUACAGACGUGGUUGAGCAUUAUUAGAGUAAGGAUAGCAGGACUAGCCCA
Mollisia scopiformis is the source of this 699-nucleotide messenger RNA. RefSeq lists its product as uncharacterized. The record is from RefSeq and is a predicted model, not a curated record. Bases 103 to 642 code for a protein of 179 amino acids. NCBI's taxonomy places the organism in Eukaryota, Fungi, Ascomycota, Leotiomycetes, Helotiales, Mollisiaceae. The transcript is spliced from 4 exons.